AUGGCACAGGGAAAGGUUUGCCUCGCCUACUCCGGCGGUCUCGAUACCAGUUGCAUCUUGAAGUACCUCAUCGAAGAGGGCUAUGAGGUCGUCUGUUUCAUGGCCGAUGUUGGUCAGGAAGAGGACUUCGAGGCUGCCCGCGAGAAGGCCUUGAAGAUUGGUGCUCUCAAGUGCGAGAUUGUUGACAUCCGCCGCGAGUUCAUCGAGGAGCUUUGCUUCCCCGCCAUUGCUUGCAACGCCGUCUACGAGAACGUCUACCUGCUCGGUACCUCCCUGGCUCGCCCCGUUAUCGCCCGUGCCCAGAUCGAUGUCGCCCAGCGCGAGGGCUGCUUCGCUGUCUCCCACGGCUGCACCGGUAAGGGUAACGACCAGGUCCGCUUCGAGCUUGCCUUCUACGCCCUCCAGCCUGACAUCAAGGUCCUUGCCCCGUGGCGCGACCCCGUCUUCUACGAGCGCUUCAAGGGCCGUCAGGACCUGCUCGACUACGCCGAGGAGAAGGAUAUCCCCGUCACCUCCACUAAGUCUAAGCCCUGGUCUAUGGACGAGAACCUUGCCCACUGCUCUUACGAGGCCGGCAUCCUGGAGGACCCCAAUACCACUCCUCCCACCGACAUGUGGAAGCUGACCCAGGACCCCCUGACCGCCCCCGAUCAGCCCGAGGACUUCACUCUUUACUUCGAGAAGGGUGUCCCCGUCAAGCUCGAGUACACCGAGGCUGGCAAGCAGAAGACUGUUACCGAUUCCGUCGAGCUCUUCCUCACCGCUAACGCCAUUGCCCGCCGUCACGGUGUUGGCCGUAUCGAUAUCGUUGAGAACCGUUUCAUCGGUAUCAAGUCUCGCGGCUGCUACGAGACCCCCGGUCUCACCUGCCUGCGCUCCGCGCACCUUGACCUUGAGGGUCUUGUCAUGGACCGUGAAGUCCGUGCCCUGCGCGAUUCUUUCGUCACCUACAACUACUCCAAGCUCCUGUACAACGGCAUGUACUUCUCCCCCCGAGCGCGAGUUCCUCGAGUCCUCCAUCACCGCUUCCCAGAAGUCCGUCAACGGCCAGGUCCGCUGCCGCGCCUACAAGGGCACCGUUUCCAUCCUCGGUCGCUCCUCCGAGACAGAGAAGCUCUACGACAUGAGCGAGUCCUCCAUGGAUGA
Molecule: messenger RNA, 1146 nt
Organism: Penicillium verrucosum
Lineage: Eukaryota; Fungi; Ascomycota; Eurotiomycetes; Eurotiales; Aspergillaceae
Product: argininosuccinate synthase
Exons: 8
Coding region: 1-1146 (381 amino acids)
Biological process (GO): urea cycle; L-arginine biosynthetic process
Cellular component (GO): cytoplasm
Molecular function (GO): ATP binding; argininosuccinate synthase activity
Source: RefSeq, a predicted model, not a curated record